Molecule: messenger RNA, 996 nt
Organism: Prunus armeniaca (apricot)
Lineage: Eukaryota; Viridiplantae; Streptophyta; Magnoliopsida; Rosales; Rosaceae
Source: the annotation of a GenBank genome assembly
AUGGAGGGGCUCAACUUGGCCCUUCCGUUUGUGUUCAUUCAGAAGCUGACGUCGGGGAAGUCAGAAGGUCGCUUCGAGUUGAUGUGUGAAGAGAUGUGCGGGCGCUUUGUCUUCCAUGCCUCGCGUGCUGCACAGCGCAUUAAUGUGCCGUUUAGUUUUUCGAGGUGUACCGUUGCGAACCCUCGCCUUGUGUUUGUGGGAAGCGAGAGCUCUGUUGAGGCGAUUUCCGACGAGAGCUUACGGCAUUCAAGGCGAUUUCUGACACGUUCUAACGGUAGAUCGGGCAAUUUUCAGCAUAGCAAACGGCAAGCACGGCGAAUUUCGACAAAGGCGAUCGGUAACAUAGUUCAUGAUCUUUAUACAGCUCGAUUUAAGAUGUCUGAUAGCGAGUCACUUUACGAGGGUGAGCCAAAUGCCUUCGAGGGGGAGUCAUCGGACGGUCUGUUUGAUUCAGAAAGUGAGGCCACCGAAAACAUCGGUGCCAAGGAUGGAGAAGACACCGAUGUGGAGAUAAUCGGUGAAGUCAUAACCUCCGUCCCUACCCACGGGAUCGGUAAGGGGCUCAUGGUAAGGCAGCUAGAUCCAUUGGCCGCGAUCUUCCGUGAUGGCAAUCACUUUGGCAUAAACAUAGACGACGAGUCCAGUGCCGCUCGCCAAUCGGAGACCUCCACGUCCGACCGUAGUGAGGCGGCUGCCGAACCUUCUUCUCGUCCUAGGGUUUCUAUAGUAUACCCUAGUAAUCCUAGGGCGCCUAUGGGAGUGCCGAAGGAGCAUUUGUUCGGCGUCGACUAUUUGGUUCUGAACAAAAUAACUGAGCGGGAGAUCGCCAAGUAUAGGGUGGAGUACCGUAUCCCAGAUUCGGUAAAGAUGAGGAUUCCGGGUGCCACCGAAUCGCUUACCACACUGAAGGACGGCGAGGUGGUCUUCUUUACCGAUGUCCUCAUUCAUGGCGUUUGGUUGCCGUUGCAGCCGGCGGUUCAGAGAAUCUUAGCCUAG